ACCAAACCGGACCUGCUGGUGUAGCUCCGCCAAACCUCCACUCGAAUCAGUGCCGCGCCCCACCCCAGCCCACAAAUCGGACGCCGUUGCCUCCUUGAAUCGGCGCCCCUGCUCCCAGACGCCGGCGUUUGCUGGAAAUGCCCAACGCCGACCCCUUGUGCCCUGCAGGAGCUGCCCAGUGCCAUCCUCUCUGGUGCACAUCCUACCGCAUAUGUUGGUCGUCCUCUGUCCGAAUCACUACACCAUGAACUGAGUCUCAUUAUCUUUAUUUAUGCAAAUCUGGACAGUAUGGUCAUGUAGGGGCAUUUGGUGAUUUUAUAUAUUUUCUUUCUACUCUAAAUUAGAAAAUUAUUAUUUUAAUGAAUAUGAUGUGUUGUAGCAAAUAUCCAAACUUGAAAACUGUCCAUGGACAAAUGCAUUAUUGAGUAGUGUCCACCGGCAAAAACACAUGGUACGAGCAGCUCCAAGCCCGCAAAAACACGUCAUCAUCCUUGGAUGGCCCGGUGUCAUUAUCGCACAUGGAGUAAUAAAUAAUGUUGACAUGCCAACAGAUAACUUAAUCGUGUGUGUGUGGUGGGGGGCACUUAAUCGCUUCCUCGCAGGUGCGCGCGUGCGGGAGCAGACAGCAGAGCAGGAAUGGCGGGGCGGCGGCGGCAGUGGACGCUGGCGCUCGUGAGCGUGGCGGCGCUGUUGGAGCGCGCAGACGAGGCGCUGCUGCCGGCGGUGUACAGGGAGGUGGGAGCGGCGCUGGGCGCGUCGCCCUCCGCUCUGGGCUCCCUCACGAUGUGCCGCGCGCUCGUGCAGACCUUGUGCUACCCGCUCGCGACGUGGGCCGCGGCGCGCUACGACCGCGCGCGCGUCGUCGCCGCGGGGGCCUUCCUCUGGGCCGCCGCCACCUUGCUCGUCGGCGCCUCGGGCUCCUUCCUACAGAUGGCGCUGGCGAGGGGCUUCAACGGCGUCGGGCUGGCGGUCGCGGUGCCGGCGAUCUACUCCCUGGUGGCCGACUACAGCGACGACACCACGCGCGGCUGGGCGUUCGGGUGGGUGGUGAUGGCGCAGACCGUAGGUUUCAUCGCCGGGAGCUCCUUCGGCUUGCUGCUCGCGCCCAUAAGCUUACUCGGUGUCCCUGGCUGGCGGCUCGCGUUCUACGCGGUCGCGCUCAUCAGCGUUUGCAUCGCCGCCCUGGUGUGGCUGUUGGCCGCCGACCCCCGCCCCGUGGUUACGAAGGACGACGCGGCCCCCGCGCCGACGCUUGCCGACCUCGUCCGAGAAGCCAAGGACGUGGUGAGGGUUCCGACGUUUCAGCUCAUCGUGGCGCUGGGCGUGGCCGGGUCGGUGCCGUGGUCGGCGUUCAACUUCAUCACCAUGUGGCUGGAGCUCAUCGGGUUCUCGCACGGGCAGACCAGCCUGAUCAUCAGCCUGGCCAGCAUCGCUAACCUGCUCGGCAUCCUGUUCGCGGGGUUCCUCGGGGACACCAUGGCGCGGCGAUUCCCCCGCACCGGACGGGUCGCGCUGGCGCAGGCGAGCACCGCGUUGACCGUCCCGCUGGCCGCCGCCCUGCUGCUCGCGUUCCCCGGCGACCCCUCGGCGGUGGUCCCGUACGCCGCCGUGUGCUUCGCCUUCGGCUUCACCGUAUCCUGGCCCCCCGUUUCCACCACCAAUCCUAUCUUCGCGGAGAUCGUGCCGGAGAAGGCGAGGACGACGGUGUACGCGCUGGACAGGUGCUUCGAGUCGGUGCUGGCAUCGUUCGGGUCGCCCCUCGUGGGCAUCCUGGCGGAGCGCGUGUUCGGGUACCAGCCGGGCACACCCGGCAAGAGCGCGGAGGCCGACCACAAGAACGCCGACGCGCUGAGCAAGGCCAUCUUCUCGGAGAUCGCCGUACCGGUCACCAUCUGCUGCCUCACGUACACCGCGCUGUACUGGACCUACCCCGCCGACAGACGGCGAGCGCAGAUGGCCGCUUUGCAGGCGGCGUCGGAGGACCAGGACGACGACUGCGAAGCGAGUGUGGUUGCCCAUGCUGCAGCAGCUGAUGGCUUGGACCAGGCUCUGCUACCCGGGACAAGAACGGGGUAGCAAAUUAUGAAGAGGCUCUACUUGCCUGGCUAUAAACCAAGGGGCAGAUUCGGCGUACAUUUUAGGGAAGGCAUGUAAGGAUUUCAAAUAUUUGUACUAGUUAAAUGCCUGUGCCUUGCUAAGGGCAUUUUUUUCACAAGAACAUUAGUUGGUUGAACUGAUGGGAAACAGAACCACUUGUACGUGUUUUGUCAAGAAAAAAGACCAAUGCAUGGAUAAUAUGGUUUUGUUGAACCAUAGAGGUGGUUUCCUGUCAACCACACAAGUAGCAUGUAUCAAUGCCUUGAUUUGAUCAUCCUGGCACCAAUAAUGAAGCAUGCUGUAAUUUAUCUUAUAAAGUUUAUCGCUUUGCGUGUUU
Panicum hallii is the source of this 2434-nucleotide messenger RNA. RefSeq names its product protein spinster-like. Gene Ontology annotation, cellular component: membrane. The transcript has 3 exons. Gene Ontology annotation, biological process: transmembrane transport. NCBI's taxonomy places the organism in Eukaryota, Viridiplantae, Streptophyta, Magnoliopsida, Poales, Poaceae. Bases 637 to 2076 code for a protein of 479 amino acids. The record is from RefSeq and is a predicted model, not a curated record. Gene Ontology annotation, molecular function: transmembrane transporter activity.